Yarrowia lipolytica CLIB122 is the source of this 327-nucleotide messenger RNA. RefSeq lists its product as uncharacterized. NCBI's taxonomy places the organism in Eukaryota, Fungi, Ascomycota, Dipodascomycetes, Dipodascales. Gene Ontology annotation, biological process: proton motive force-driven ATP synthesis. Gene Ontology annotation, molecular function: proton-transporting ATP synthase activity, rotational mechanism. The record is from RefSeq and is a predicted model, not a curated record.
AUGUUUACCCUUCGAGCUGCUAGCCGACGUGCUUUCUCCACAUCCAUUGCCCGACGAAACCUGAUUUCCGAGGCUUACACCCGGGAGGUGCGUGCAUUCAAGGCCCCCAAGCUCUCUGCCAAGGACGCCGAGGGUCAGGUCAAGCCCUGGUCCGCCCCCUCUGCCCCCAAGCCCCCCGUUGUCGAGGGUGCUGAUGCCGCAGAGCUCCAGGCCUACGCCGAGGCUCCCGUCGAUGUCGAGGGCCAGACUAACUCCAAGUCCGCCUCUCCCCAGGCCAACGAUGAGGACUGGCUCGCUUUCGAGGAGGAGGAGGGUGUUGCUGUUUAA